Molecule: messenger RNA, 2676 nt
Organism: Sphenostylis stenocarpa
Lineage: Eukaryota; Viridiplantae; Streptophyta; Magnoliopsida; Fabales; Fabaceae
Source: the annotation of a GenBank genome assembly
AUGGAAUUGACAAGACCCAGUUAUGCUGUUGUUUAUGUCAUUCUCCUUUGUGCGUUGGCCCAAGGGGGCUCAGAGGGGAAGGAAGAGGAGUUUGCUAGAGAUGGUGGAGCGUUGACAUCAUCCAUUUAUGUUCAUAGAAUAAAGGUAGAAAAUGAGUGGAAACAGUGCAGGAAACAAUUGAUAGUGAGGAACAAUGACUUGCAUCCCCUGGAAGGGAGCAGUGACAUAAAGACUGUAAAAAGUAAUAUACACACAGAAACUAAGCAUCUGCCACUUCAUAUGAAAAGGAAAAAUUCGGAUUGCAUAAAGUUUAGUACUAGUCCUGUUUUAGAAAAGGGUAGCUCUCGAUAUUUGUUGAUAGAGAAUUCUGGAUCAACCUUUGGUGUGGAAAGUGGUCAUGGAAGAAAUUUGCUUGCUGAAUCACCAAAGAAUCAAAUGGCACCAAGUCCUUCUCCAUCACCAGCCAGUUCUCCAUUAUCACCAAGUCAUAGUCCAACACCAGCCCCUUCACCAUCAUCACCACCAACUCCAAUUCCCAAAAGUAAGGAUUUACCACUCCCUCCAGAUAUGUUUUUGCCAUUUCCACCUCCACUCCCUGUAGCUCGUUCUCCUCCUAAAAAUUUCCGACCUUUAGUACCUGUUCCUCCACCACCUAGCAAUGAUGACAAACAGAAGCAAAAAGUUAUUUUAGCUGCCACUUUAUCAGGAGUUGUAAUCUUGAUAGGCUUGGCCCUCUGUUAUUGUGCGACCAGAAGCAAAAAAAGUGAUAGCGAUGACAGCCCUUUGCUCGUAUUAACCUCAGAUGAUUAUGUUGGCGGUUCAAAGAAGGUUGUUCGAUUGGGAGAUUCUGACGUCGAAGAACAUGACAUUGGCAAUGGAAAGAACCCUUCUAAUUUUAGAAAUUUCUCCUCUAGGAAGGGUGGAGAUAUCAAUGUUUCAAUUGUGGAGACAGGAUCAUCAUCAGAAGGUGUAGAAAAAGCACCAGAGCCUUCUAGUGUAAAACCUGCACCUGCAUCUGCACCUGCACCUGCACCUGCACCUGCAUCUGCCCCUGCACCUCCACCUGCACCUCCACCUUCACCUGCACCUACACCUCCUCGUGGACCACCACCACCACCUGCGCCUCGUGCACCGCCGCCUCCUGGUCCUCGUGCACCACCGCCUCCAAGAGGUGCUCAACCUCCACCAGCUCCUCCCAAACAUACGGGAGGUAAUAAUCAAGGACCACUUGCUAAAGAAGGAAGUUCAGGUGAGGGUGACGCUCCAAAACCAAAACUAAAGCCAUUUUUCUGGGAUAAGGUUAAUGCAAAACCUGGCCAAACCAUGGUGUGGCAUGAGAUCAGUUCAGGAUCAUUCGUGUUCAACGAGGAAAUGAUGGAGUCUCUAUUUGGCUUCACCAACCAGAACAAUAACGAACGCAAAAAAGAUUCACCGGCUAUAGAUACAGUGCAAUAUAUUAAGAUUAUUGACCCAAAGAAAGCACAAAACUUAUCAAUUCUUUUGCGAGCUCUGAAUGUGACAACAGAAGAAGUUGUCGAUGCUCUUGUAGAAGGUAAUGAUAUUCCCAUGGAGCUUACCCAGACGUUGUUGAAGAUGGCACCUACACAAGAUGAGGAAAUGAAGCUUAAGAGAUUCACAGGACAACUGCAUGAACUAGGCCCGGCAGAGAGAUUUCUCAAAGUGUUGGUUGACAUUCCAUUCGCUUUCAAACGUCUUGAAUGUCUCAUGUUCAUGUAUAACCUUAGAGAAGAAUUUUCAAGCAUCAAGGAUUCCUUUUCCACAUUAGAGGUGUCUUGCAACGAUCUGAGACAAAGCAGGCUAUUCCUGAAACUCCUAGAGGCAGUUCUCAAAACCGGCAACCGCAUGAACGACGGAACCUACCGCGGCGGCGCACAGGCAUUCAGGCUCGACACCCUCCUCAAACUCUCCGACGUCAAGGGAACAGACGGCAAGACCACACUCCUGCAUUUCGUCGUCGAGGAGAUCAUCCGCUCCGAGGGAAUCCGCGCCGCGCGCGCCGAAAGAGCGAGGCGAAGCAACACCAGCGUCGGCACCAACGACGACUCUGAAGAGGGCGGCGAGUAUUCCGAGGAAUACUACAGCAGCAUCGGCCUCCAGGUUGUGUCGGGUCUCGGCGCGGAACUCGUGGCCGUGAAGAAGGCGGCGCUGAUAGACGGUGACGCGCUCUCCUCGGCGGUGUCGAAGCUGGGGUACUCGUUGGGGAAGACACAGGCGUUUCUGAACACGGACAUGAGGAACCUGGACGAAGAGAGCGAGUUCCUGCUUUGCAUGGAGCGGUUCAUGGAGAGUGCGAGGGAGGAGGUGAUGUGGUUGGUUGAGGAGGAGAAGAGGAUAAUGGCGCUGGUUAAGAGCACUGCCGAUUACUUUCACGGAAACUCCGGCAAGGACGAAGGGUUGCGUUUGUUCUUGAUCGUGCGUGAUUUCUUGCUCAUCUUGGACAAGGUUUGCAGAGAGGUGAAGGACACAACCAUGAAGCUGGCCAAGGCUUCCCGCAAUAACAAGAAGGAGCCUAGGACUUCGGCUUCUUCCCCUGACGCGCGUGGUCAACAAUCGCCAACUCUAUCCUCUGAUUUGCAUAGAAGGCUCUUCCCUGCCAUUGCUGAGAGAAGAGUGGAUUACUCUACCUCUGAUAGCUCUGAUGACGAGGACUUCUAA